Molecule: messenger RNA, 3572 nt
Organism: Xenopus laevis (African clawed frog)
Lineage: Eukaryota; Metazoa; Chordata; Amphibia; Anura; Pipidae
Gene: taf3.L
Product: TATA-box binding protein associated factor 3 L homeolog
Biological process (GO): positive regulation of transcription by RNA polymerase II
Cellular component (GO): nucleus; transcription factor TFIID complex
Molecular function (GO): p53 binding
Source: RefSeq, marked provisional
ACCGGAAGUAGUGAGCUCGAUACUCUCCGCAAUGGAUUGAUGGACGCACAGAUCCAGUUUUGGACGACGUUGGUCAAGCCUUCAAGCUAAUGGGAGUAAAUAUUCAUGAACUAGAAGACUAUAUACACAAUAUAGAACCUGUGACUUUCCCUCAUCAGAUCCCUUCCUUCCCAGUCAGUAAGAAUAAUGCCCUUCAGUUCCCUCCUCCUGGAAGCAAGGAUGCAGAGGACAGAAAAGAAUAUAUCCCUGAUUACUUGCCGCUUAUCAUCUCUUCACAAGAAGAAGAAGAAGAAGAACAGGUGCCCACAGAUGGAGGGACAUCAGCGGAAGCUAUGCAAGUUCCACUUGAAGAAGAAGAAGAAGAAGAAGGAGAGAUGGAAGAUGACGAGACUGUCAAUGAUGAAAAUUAUUUAAGUAAAAGACCACUGGACAGUCCAGAAACUAUGGAAAUGCCUUUUGCCAAACGAAUAAGGUUAAUGAAUAAUAAAGGUGACAUUUUAGAUGGCUCUUUAGAACCUCGAGAACCGCUUAGUUCAAUAAACUCUCAGAAAGUCCCAUCUGUGCUUUCUCCUGCUCAUAAAAUAGACAGUCAAGACCUAGAUGUCUCUUAUUCUGACCAAAUAAUGUUAAGUCCUGUUUCAAAAUCCCAGGCUCCUCCACCCAGCGAAUCAAAGUCUUUGAUUCCCAAAACUAAAUCAAAAGGUGGUUCUCCAGGACAAAAAAUAAAGUCUCCUAAAGCAACCCCAAUUUCAACAGUUAUUGGCAGUCCUAUUCGUUCACCAAAAAGCGGACCAAAAGAGAGAAAAUCUCCUGGACGCGCCAAAAGCCCCAAGAGUCCUAAGAGUCCAAAAGUUCCUUUGGCUGCUCCACCACCUGCCAUAAAAACAGAAACUCCAAAUCGUACUCCAUUAGCUACUUUAAGUGAAAAAAUUGGCAGAGAGAAUAUACAGAUAAAGCAAAAUCAAACCCCACUAGAUUCUGACCAGUUGAAUGUGGAAAUCCCUUCAAAGAAACCAUCAAUAGCUGAUAAUACCAUUGAGGAUUCAAUUGAUGCAGUAAUUGCUCGUGCGUGUGCAGAGCAAGAACCUGAUCCCUUUGAAUUUUCAUCAGGCUCAGAAUCUGAGGGUGAGGUGUUUACUAGCCCUAAAAGACUCAAUAUUUCAGAGCUCACCACACCUAAGGUUUCAGCAUCUGGCAUCAAUCCGGGAAAAACAUCAAGUACUUCAGUACCUGCUUCUGGGGGCACCUCUAGUUCUGACAUUUCAUGGACAAUGGAUGACUCUAUCAAUGAAGUGAUUCGAAAGGUCAGCCAAGAAACUCCAACAAAUACACCUGCCAAUAAUCCUCCAUGUUUCUCCUCACCUUCUGCUUCACCCCCUACUCCAGAACCACUUUUGAAGGUUUUUGAAGACAAGGCUAAAUUGCCUCCUCCAGUUGAACUUAAAAAAAAGACAAAAAAAGAGCAGAGAGCAAAAAAGAAGAAAGACAAAGACAAGCUAAAGGAUAAAGAAAGGAGUAAAGACAAAAACAAAGAUAGAUCUAAGGACAAGGAAAAAGAUAAAGAAAAGGAUGGGAGCAAAGAUGGAAAAGUUUUAUGGAAGGAUUCCAACAAAGAUGAGGAUUCUGAGCUGCACAGAUUUAAACUUAAAGAAUUUAAUGAGAUUGACUCUAAAUCCAAACAGAAAGAAAAUUGUGGAAAGAAAGACAAAGAGAAACAUAAAGAUAAGAAGAAAGAUAAGGAAAAGGGGAAAAAAGAUAAGGACAAGAAAGGAAAGGACAAGACCAAGGAAGAAAAGAUGAAAUCUCCAUCUACUCCUAUUAUGUUAUCAUCUAAGGACAUUGCGUUGCCCAUGAUAAGUACUCCUAAUACAGUCAGACUGCCUUCUUUGCUAUCCACUAUGUCCCCCCUUCUUCCAGAGAAAUUAUUUGAAGAGAAGGAAAAGUCCAAAGAAAAGGACAAAAAGAAGGACAAGAAAGAAAAGAAGAAGAAGAAAGACAAGGAGAAAGUGAAGGAAAAAGAAAAGGAGAAGAAAGAAAAGGAAAAGGAGAAAGAGAAGGAAAAGAAGGAAAAAGAAAAGGUCAAAGCAGAAUUGUCUAUUCCUGCUCCUUCUCCUGUAAUCCCCAGACUAACUCUGAGAGUGGGUGCUGGCCAAGACACAAUUGUCAUCAGCAAAGUGGUAUCUGCUCCAGAGUCUAAAGCUGUCCCUCCACCAUCAUUGCCCAAAUCUCCACCUCCAACACCUUCUCCAGCUCCAGCACCUGUUCUUGUUGUCCCCCCUCAAGCUCCCCCAGCUCCAGCGGCUGCUUCACCAGCUCCAACUCCAGCCCCUUCUGCUCUUACUUCAAAUGCUGGUUCCUCUAAAACCCCAGUCAGAAGUGUUGUUACAGAAACGGUCAGUACCUAUGUGAUCCGAGAUGAGUGGGGCAACCAGAUUUGGAUCUGUCCCGGAUGUAACAAACCAGAUGAUGGCAGCCCAAUGAUUGGUUGUGAUCAGUGUGAUGACUGGUACCACUGGCCAUGUGUUGGAAUAAAUGCAGCCCCACCAGAAGAUGAACAGUGGUUCUGUACCAAGUGUGAAAGCAAGAAAAAGGAUAAAAAGCAAAAGAAAAGAAAGCACAAAGCUCACUGAUAUUUCCAGUUGUCCUCGCUUCUAUCCCGGAAGUGCCCCGUACUGGCAGCUCUGGCUGUCACUGCUGGGUCAGACUCAUGAAGAAUACGGAGCUUCAGUCUGAAAUAUUUCAAGAAGUUUGUGACUUGAUGCGCCUGAGAGAUGUUCAGCUAGAGGAUGCUGCCAUGAAUAGGGAUGCUGUUCCCAGAACAGCUUUGUCUAUAUAGUAGAUGUAUUUUCAUCUCAAAAAAACUGAAUCGGAAGCAUAUUUAAUCAGAGAAAAAUUGUGAUGUGUUGUGUAUGAUUUUAAAACUGCUUUAGAAGGACUGCCCAAAAAUUUUCAUUGAAUCCCAUUGCUGUACCGGAUAUACCCAUAAAAAAAAGCAGUUAUAAACCUGAACCCUAUACCAAUGUGUCCAGUACAUAUUUUUGUUAUAAGAAUAUAUAAAUCAUUUUCAUUUUUUGUGCUAAUAUAUAAAUAAAACAACUUCUGGCUUUGUUAAAUAUAUAUAUAUAUAUUUUUUAAAAAAUGUUUCUACUGUAUCCAUUUAUUUCACUGAUAACUGUAAUAUAUUUUAGAUUUCUUUUGGUUUUAUGUUUUUUAACCAGAUUUGAUGUCCGAUUAUUUGAUUCACUAUUACAAUCUCUCCGUCGUCCUCCUCUUUUUUUUUUUUUUUUUUUUUUCCUUCCUUUCUUUUUCACCCUCUUCUACUGCACUUCUACACUGUGCCAGCUCAGACUGGUUGGCAUGCAGGGACACAUCCUACACUGCUGCAGGAGGUGUAAAUUCAGGCCUCUAAAACAUGUUUUUACCUUGUUUUCUAGGCUCUCCAAUGCUGGUAAGUGUACAGAAACUUGAAUCUAUUUUUCCUUGUUUUACACUAAAUCCUAAAGCAGCAUUACAUGUGUCCUAUUUCAUCUGAACCUAUGAUUUUGUAAAUAUUAAAGGUGUGUCUGAAAUGU